AAGAGGAAGUGGUGUUGUAGUUGUCCCCACUGGGGCAGGCAGCAGCGGCGGCAGCGGUGAAGGAACGAGGGUGCACGGGGCCUCCCCGAGGGGCCGAGUGAGAGGCAGGCAGCCGCCAUGGAGCUCUGGCGCCAAUGCACCCACUGGCUGAUCCAGUGUCGCGUGCUGCCUCCGAGCCACCGUGUGACCUGGGAGGGGGCCCAGGUGUGUGAGCUGGCACAGGCACUGCGAGAUGGAGUCCUCUUGUGUCAACUGCUUAACAACUUGCUUCCCCACGCCAUCAAUCUGCGGGAGGUUAACUUGCGGCCUCAGAUGUCCCAGUUCCUUUGUCUUAAGAAUAUCCGAACCUUUCUGUCUACUUGCUGUGAGAAGUUCGGCCUCAAGCGCAGUGAACUCUUCGAGGCUUUCGACCUCUUUGAUGUGCAGGACUUUGGAAAGGUCAUCUACACACUGUCUGCUCUGUCAUGGACACCCAUUGCCCAGAACAAAGGAAUCAUGCCCUUCCCAACAGACGACAGUGCUCUGGUGGAUGAAGAUAUUUACAGUGGCCUUUCAGACCAGAUCGAUGACACCGCAGAGGAAGAUGAGGACCUUUACGACUGCGUGGAGAACGAGGAGGCAGAGGGGGACGAGAUCUACGAGGACCUAAUGCGCUCGGAGUCGGUGCCCACGCCACCCAAGAUGACAGAGUAUGAUAAACGCUGCUGCUGCCUGCGGGAGAUCCAGCAGACCGAGGAGAAGUAUACAGACACACUGGGCUCCAUCCAGCACCACUUCAUGAAGCCCCUACAGAGAUUCCUUAAGCCUCAAGACAUGGAGACCAUCUUUGUCAACAUUGAGGACCUGCAUUCCGUGCACACCCACUUCUUAAAGGAACUGAAGGAUGCCCUGGCUGGCCCGGGAGCAACAACGCUGUAUCAGGUCUUCAUCAAGUAUAAGGAGAGGUUCCUUGUGUAUGGCCGUUACUGCAGUCAGGUGGAGUCAGCCAGCAAGCACUUGGAUCAGGUGGCCACGGCACGGGAGGAUGUGCAGAUGAAGCUGGAGGAAUGUUCUCAAAGAGCCAACAACGGUCGAUUCACCCUGCGGGAUCUGCUGAUGGUGCCCAUGCAGCGGGUGCUGAAGUAUCACCUCCUCCUCCAGGAACUAGUGAAACACACACAGGAUGCCACAGAAAAGGAGAACCUGCGGUUGGCCCUGGACGCCAUGAGGGACCUGGCACAGUGUGUGAAUGAGGUCAAGAGGGACAAUGAAACCCUACGGCAGAUCACAAACUUUCAGCUGUCCAUUGAGAACCUGGACCAGUCUCUGGCCAACUACGGGCGGCCUAAGAUUGACGGUGAGCUCAAGAUUACCUCAGUGGAGCGUCGCUCAAAGACGGACAGGUAUGCCUUCCUGCUGGACAAAGCGCUGCUCAUCUGUAAACGCCGCGGGGACUCUUACGACCUCAAGGCCUCGGUGAACUUGCACAGCUUCCAAGUUCGGGAUGACUCCUCCGGGGAACGAGACAACAAGAAGUGGAGCCACAUGUUCCUUCUGAUUGAGGACCAAGGCGCCCAGGGCUAUGAGCUGUUCUUCAAGACUCGGGAGCUGAAGAAGAAGUGGAUGGAACAGUUUGAAAUGGCCAUCUCCAACAUCUACCCAGAGAAUGCUACAGCCAAUGGACACGAUUUUCAGAUGUUCUCCUUUGAGGAGACCACUUCCUGCAAGGCCUGCCAGAUGUUACUCAGAGGCACAUUCUACCAGGGAUAUCGCUGUUACAGGUGCCGGGCACCUGCACACAAGGAGUGUCUGGGGAGGGUGCCUCCGUGUGGUCGUCAUGGGCAAGAUUUCUCAGGAACCAUGAAGAAGGACAAGCUACAUCGAAGGGCCCAGGACAAGAAAAGGAAUGAAUUGGGUCUGCCUAAGAUGGAAGUGUUUCAGGAAUACUAUGGGAUCCCCCCUCCACCUGGAGCCUUUGGACCAUUUUUACGGCUCAACCCUGGGGACAUUGUGGAGCUCACUAAGGCGGAGGCUGAACACAACUGGUGGGAGGGAAGAAAUACUGCUACAAAUGAAGUCGGCUGGUUUCCCUGUAACAGAGUGCGUCCCUAUGUCCAUGGCCCUCCUCAGGACCUGUCUGUGCAUCUCUGGUAUGCGGGCCCCAUGGAACGAGCGGGAGCUGAGGGCAUCCUUACCAACCGCUCUGACGGGACCUACCUGGUGCGGCAGAGGGUGAAAGAUACAGCAGAGUUCGCCAUCAGCAUUAAGUAUAACGUGGAGGUCAAGCAUAUUAAAAUCAUGACGUCAGAGGGGUUGUACCGGAUCACAGAGAGGAAGGCUUUCCGGGGCCUUCCGGAACUGGUGGAGUUUUAUCAGCAUAAUUCCCUCAAAGAUUGCUUCAAGUCGCUGGAUACCACCUUGCAGUUUCCUUAUAAGGAACCUGAGAGGAGAGCUAUCAACAAGCCCCCGGCUGGAAGCACCAAGUAUUUUGGCACUGCCAAAGCCCGCUACGACUUCUGUGCCCGAGACCGGUCGGAACUGUCCCUUAAGGAGGGUGAUAUCAUCAAGAUCCUCAACAAGAAGGGACAGCAAGGCUGGUGGCGUGGGGAGAUCUACGGCCGGAUUGGCUGGUUCCCGUCUAACUAUGUGGAGGAAGACUAUUCCGAAUACUGCUGAGCCUGGUGCCCUGCAGGACACAGAGCGAGGCAGAGGAAGACUGAGCCCAGGCUGCUAGCAGGGCUGAGGGGCCGUGAGCUGUCUUCACUGGCAGGGGAUCUGCAUGGAGUGCGGAUGGCUAGUGGCCAGCUGGCAGGGUUCCCAGGAUGAAGCCCGGAGAUGGUUAAUUUAUAACACACUGAUUUUUCUUCAGUCCUCCAAGAAAGCUGGGGCUUGAGGCAACUGAUUCUAAUAAAGUGAGGAGAGCGGGAACGGGUGUGCUCCAGACUGACUGUAAGGGGGGCCACAGGGAGGGUGCACACAACCCAAGCUCUCUCAGCAAUGCCCUCCUUGUGUGGAGGCCUCCCUUCUCUGACUUUUACAGUACAGGUCGAAGGAGACCUGGGAUUCCUACGUGGCAGAGGAGAGUGCUGUGUUUACAGGGUCUGGAUUACAGAAGUCAAGUCUACACCUCCCCCCCCCCCAUCUUUUUUGUCCUCAGUACCAAGGAAUGAUCUCGACGUGAUAGGAAAACACACUACAGCUGAGCCCCUCACUGGGAGAUUACAGGCAGGUUAUCCACCCCAACCACGCCCCCAACUGCCCACUCGGGGAUUCUAGGCAGGGCUCCACCCCUGACCAUGCCCUCAGCCCUUAAUUCAGGAUUCUAGGCAAGGGGUUCUGCUGCUGUGUCACACUCCAUGCCACUUUAACAUCUUUAAGACAGGGUCUUGUUAUAUAGGCCAGAGUGACCUUGAACAUAUUACAGCUGGCCUUCAACUUGUCAUCCUCCUGCCUCAGCUUUCUUAUAAUAGAAGUUAAUGUUUUGAGUUCUCUCCUUCUGUGUUAUGCUGAGUAAGGGAAAAACACCCUCAAUAUAUGCUCUUUUUUUUUCUUUAUUUUAUAUAUAUGAUGAAUACACUGUAGCUGUCUUCAGGCAUACCAGAAGAGGGCAUCAGAUUUCAUUACAGAUGGUUGGGAGCCACCAUGUGGUUGCUGGGAAUUGAACUCAGGACCUUUGGAAGAGCAGUCAGUGCUCUUAACCACUGAGCCAUCUCUCCAGCCCCUCAAAAUAUGCUCUUCAAAAAUCCAGUUUAACUCCUAUAAACGUUGGCUCUGGUGUCCUGAGGAGAUAACCUGUUCACAUCAGAACCCUUCUCUGCCUCCUCUGCCUGCCAGGUAGAGCAACCACACUGGUUUGCCCAGGACCAUUUUGCCUGUUGGCCUGGUGCAGUUAUUAAUCAUGACCUGUGUCCUACUUUGAUUUUUGUUGCUGUGGCAAAUGACCUAAUGCUCCUUGUGGAGGUCAAGAUUUGUGUUUGGCUACAGUUCCAGUGUACAGUUCCUCACAGCUGGAAGCCAGGGCAGGAGCCGAAUCCGGACCUGAGGCAGAGGCCACGGGGGAGGCUCCUACUGCCUCAUUCUCUGCUUUAUGCUCGGCUUCCCUUCCUCUUUUUCAGCAAUAAAGUUUUAUUUACUUUAUAUCCA
Apodemus sylvaticus (European woodmouse) is the source of this 4122-nucleotide messenger RNA. RefSeq names its product vav guanine nucleotide exchange factor 1 (gene Vav1). Gene Ontology annotation, molecular function: guanyl-nucleotide exchange factor activity; protein binding. The coding region runs from base 118 to 2655 and encodes 845 amino acids. Gene Ontology annotation, biological process: cell migration; intracellular signal transduction; regulation of GTPase activity. The transcript is spliced from 27 exons. The record is from RefSeq and is a predicted model, not a curated record. Gene Ontology annotation, cellular component: cytoplasm. NCBI's taxonomy places the organism in Eukaryota, Metazoa, Chordata, Mammalia, Rodentia, Muridae.